AUGGAAGCUGAGGAGGAGGAAGAAGGCAAGAGCAGGAACCGGCAGCCCCUGGUGUUGGGUGACAACUGCUUUGCUGACCUGGUGGAGAACUGGAUGGACCUGCCCGAGGUGGGUGCCGAACCCCGGCGCCGAACCCCUGCCGAGCCCUCCCGCCGGCUGGCCAAGCCCCCCGCCUUCCUGCUCAGCCUCUCGGGCAACGUGCGCCGUAAACUGGCCAACAUGGCCCGGCCCCGGGGGGCCGAGGGUGCCCGUCCAGGGGCCCGUGAAGCCACCAAGCGUUUCUCCUGCCCGCUGGGGUUAGGAGGGCAGCCCAAAGGUGCUUGCUUCCACCAGUCCCACAGCAACAUCGCCCAGCUGGCUACGGACUUCCACCGCUUCACCGCCCUCAUGAACAGCCGCAGCCGCCAGCCCAUCAUCUGCAACGACGUUAUUGGCUACAUUUAG
This is a messenger RNA of Chaetura pelagica (chimney swift), 444 nucleotides long. It is a transcript of the gene INKA1, whose product is annotated as family with sequence similarity 212, member A. The coding region runs from base 1 to 444 and encodes 147 amino acids. Gene Ontology annotation, molecular function: protein kinase binding; protein serine/threonine kinase inhibitor activity. Lineage: Eukaryota; Metazoa; Chordata; Aves; Apodiformes; Apodidae. Gene Ontology annotation, cellular component: nucleus. The transcript is spliced from 2 exons. The record is from RefSeq and is a predicted model, not a curated record.